Messenger RNA from Manis javanica (Malayan pangolin), 2413 nucleotides. RefSeq names its product PRELI domain containing 3B (gene PRELID3B). Gene Ontology annotation, cellular component: mitochondrial intermembrane space. NCBI's taxonomy places the organism in Eukaryota, Metazoa, Chordata, Mammalia, Pholidota, Manidae. The record is from RefSeq and is a predicted model, not a curated record.
CAAAACCCGGGCCGGGAUAGGGCGUGGGGCAGCGCGUCGGGACGUCCCCCGCGUCGGGCCCGGCGGCGCGUGCGCUGCGCGGCCGGCCGGGUGGCUGGGGCUCGGGGCAGGGGCGUGUGCGGCCUCUGCUUCAUUGUGCCCUAGCGGCGCCCGGACAUCGCGCGGGCCGCUGGCACCAUGAAGAUCUGGACUUCGGAGCACGUCUUUGACCACCCUUGGGAAACUGUUACAACAGCUGCAAUGCAGAAAUACCCAAACCCUAUGAACCCAAGUGUGGUUGGAGUUGAUGUAUUGGACAGACAUAUAGAUUCCUCUGGGAAGUUGCACAGCCAUAGACUUCUCAGCACAGAGUGGGGGCUGCCGUCCAUUGUGAAAUCUCUUAUUGGUGCAGCAAGAACCAAAACAUAUGUGCAAGAACAUUCUGUAGUUGAUCCUGUAGAGAAAACAAUGGAACUUAAAUCUACUAAUAUUUCAUUUACAAAUAUGGUUUCAGUAGAUGAGAGACUUACAUACAAACCAUAUCCUCAGGACCCAGAAAAAACUGUUUUGACUCAAGAAGCCAUAAUUACUGUGAAAGGAGUCAGUCUCAGCAGUUACCUCGAAGGACUCAUGGCAAGUACGAUAUCUUCAAAUGCUAAUAAAGGCCGAGAAGCAAUGGAAUGGGUAAUACGUAAACUAAAUGCUGAGCUUGAGGAAUUGACAGCUUCGGCAAGAGGGAGCAUAAGGACACCAAUGGCGGCGGCAGCAUUUGUAGAAAAAUGAUGAAAAAAGAAGUUGGUCUACAACACCUGACCCCCCUGGGUCUCUACAAACUAGCAAUAUAUUUAUUUGUUAUUUAAAAAAAUAAAACCAUAGGUAGUUUUUUUUUUAAUAAGCUGAAAAGGCUAUGUGACUUUUCAUCACUACAAAGAGAUGCAGGGUUUCUGAGGAAAAGGGAUCACUGAAAUUAGCAUUGUUUGAAAUAACUUAGUUUGAAGAAUCUGAUAUUUAUAUGAAUAUUUAACAGUUUUUGAAAAGUUCUUGGAAAUUGAUAUUGGCUUAUUAAAUCUCCUUAAGGUAGAAUUUUAAAGCUUUUCGUGCUUUGGAACGCUACCUGGCUUUGGACCAAGCCUGAACAAAGCAGAGCCAUCUCUUAAAUGUACACAGUUGCCUUGCUGCAGUAAAUGUCAGAUGAUUGCAUGAGGGAACUCACUUGAAAAGGAGAUACUGUAUAGUUUUAAAAGAUCUUAAUUUGUAUAGAAUAACUUGCUGUGCUAUAAACCACCAUUGAAAACUAUAAACCACCAUUGAAAACCACAGUGUUUGAAUUUGGUACUUAAAUGACAUUUUUGGAGUGAAAAUUAUCACUAAAAUAACAUAUGACUCCUACAAAAAUGUGAUUAUUAAGAGUACUGUACUGAUUUGCCAAAGCUUUAUAACUUAGUAAAAGUAUUACCUUCCUUGGGUUUGUACUUUAUGACUUAGUAUGUUAUACUGUGGGCUGGUUAUUAACUGAAAAAAUUAAAUCAUUACCUAAUUUUGCAGCACUCUUAAACAGAAGAACAGCUGUUCACAUCUUUUAGCAUUUCAAAUCUGCCUAACUUAUAAAUUGCCAUGUGUCAAAAUCAUGGUUCCGUAAUUGCCAAAGCAUGAUAUGUCAGGUUAUUUGAAUAUAAUUACUUUGUGAAGUAAUUAUGACCACAAAACAUCUUUUUAUACAUGAAGAGCUGUACAUCAUUUGAAAUCACUCAAGUGAUGUCUUGAUCUAAAGCUUAAAUCCCAGGUACUUAAUGUUUUGAAUAAUACAGUGCCACAGCCGAGGGUGGGGGUGGGGGAGAAGGAAAAAUAGGGGAAAAAAGCAUUGACCUAAACUAACCACUGCGUGGAUUGCUUUGCAGCUUGUAUUUCUGGGAAGUCCUUAUUUUGAAUGCUGAGGGAUAGCUGCAAUCAGAAAAACAGUCCAGUUAAUGUAUUUUGCUUCAUCUUUUUGUAGCAGGCAGUUAUCAACCAGUAAAUAAUAUCCUUGAUACUUGCAGUUGUUGGAUAGAGUAUUUUUAAAGGUGAUUAGCUCUUGCCUUUAUUUUACAGUGCUUAGCGUGAUAAACUUCGUCGUUUCCUAUAAAAGAAACCAAUUAAUAUAUGUAUAUAAACUACAGAAAUAGCCUACCAAACUAUUUUAAAAAUCAGUGUUUUUCUACUUAAAUUGUUUAGCUUAAAGACUUUUUAGGAUAUUUGUAAAAGCAAGUUAAAUCCAAUAAGGUUUUUGAUUAGUUUUUGUAACUGGAGAUGGGUUUUACAAUUGAAAUUUCAGCUGAACAAAACAUUGCUAAAUAUUAUUUGAUUUUUAAAAGUUACCUUGUAUGAUUUAUGUAAAUUAUCCUUGUUCUGAAAAAGGUGUAAAAUGCCCUAAUGAUAAAAAAGAUUUCUAAACAAA